AUGAUUUGGGAACAUCUUCGGCCUCGAGCAAGAGACACUUCUGGAUCAGAGAGCGUAAUCCAAGGGGAUGGCCUUGCAAUCCUAAGAGCUUGUCAACAAUUGAAUGAAGAGAUAGCGAUUCCUCUAUACGAGAAAGAAACUCUUCAAAUCCGUGUCGAGUCCGACAGAACAAAAUGGCUGGCCAUCGAAAGCAGCCUCGGCGCAAGCUGGACCAUUCCAAACAUACAGCAUCCUCUGUGCGAAUCUUUCAAGAACCUGCCGUACGGAGAAUUGCAAGGUAUCCAGAUCUGGAUCGAUGCUCCCGAAAACAUAACUCAACUCUUUUGUAUCUCAAGAAAUGUCCGCCACCUUGUCAAUCUGCUAGACCAAGCUGGCAAGCUCCCUGCAGUUUCAAUUCACCUCUCAAAUACUUCCAACAAAACAUGGGCAGAACAAGACGGAACAGCCCAGAGAAGCCUACCUGGUAGAUAUGCAAAGCCUGACUACUUUGUGGCUCUUCUACCUUUUUGUCGACUGCGGAACAUUUCUCAAGCCAGUCUGCAUGUGCCAAACGGCUUCAUCGAGGAAGGAAAUGUCGAUUUGCAACUCAUGGAGCAAGUCAUGGGGCGAAACAUGCCUUUUGGAUCCUUCACCGGAGAUGAUGAGCAAAUCUGGUACGACAAUGAGAUGCAAACAGACUUAGAUGACAUAUACAUGCAUCUUGAGAGAGAGCUGGAUACGAUGACUGGACUGGACCCAAACAUGUUGAGACUGGAGCGCUUCAUGUCUUGGUACGACGAUAACGGCGAAUCCGAGUAUGUUCGAGAGUUUCAGCGGAUGCUUAGCGACCAAAGGCUAGUGUAUACGCUGGACAUUGAACAACGACACGCGUAUCUGUUAACAUUCAACCCGCUGUCAGCCAACAUGCAGAGAAUGCGCCUUCAGUUGGAUCUGGCAUCACGUUUCCGAAAAGUCGGAUUCCCACUCGAGCGUCGAUGGGACAUGCAGAAGUACAUCGAGUAUAGGCGCUAUGUCGAAAAAACUAGUCGUCACGCAGGAGACAUCGACCUCGCGAAAAUGGUAGAUGAAGAAGUAAUGGCUCAGAUGAAGUCAGGCUGGAGUAAAGAGGCAUGGCGAGACUACUACUCUGAAGGAAUUCCACCUUUGGAUGACGAUUCCCAGGAUAUCGAGGAAUUCUAUUUGCAAAUGGGUGACGUCGAUGCGUUAUCAUAUGGCUUGAGCGCUGAAGAAAAGCCACAGGACUUUGCGAGGAUACAUGCGCGGGAGCAAGAACAGUCGAUAGACUUUGGUGCGGGAGAGGAAAAGAGAAUGGCCCUCGAAAGCUUGCUUAGGGUGCCUGUGGAUAGCGAUCUAAGAAGGUCUAUAGAUGGAGAAGUGUUACAGCAAUCUGGGUUGCUUGUUGAGGGUUGGGACACUGGCCUUCAGAUGAUGAGCUCCCUAGGCUUAUGA
Mollisia scopiformis is the source of this 1449-nucleotide messenger RNA. RefSeq lists its product as uncharacterized. Lineage: Eukaryota; Fungi; Ascomycota; Leotiomycetes; Helotiales; Mollisiaceae. The coding region runs from base 1 to 1449 and encodes 482 amino acids. The record is from RefSeq and is a predicted model, not a curated record. The transcript is spliced from 2 exons.